UUUAGAUUUGCAUGGAAAAAUAAGCUUGUAGUCUUCCAUGCAUUGACUACCCAGAUGGCGAGACGUCGAUUCAACGUCUAUUUUAAGUGUCGGGAUCAGUCGUUGAUACAUUUUCAAUGGGAAUUAGAACGUUGGAAUGAGAAUUAGAACGUUGGAAUGUGUUUGAUUCAUCAACAUGUAGGCUACCGUCGACCGAACAUAACGUUUGUUUUAGGGGCGGACUGGCCAUCGGGAGAACCCAUCAUUUCCCCUGUGGGCAGGCCAGGCCGUGUGCUGCCGAACGGCCGCGACCUUUGGCCAGAUUUCUCUUCUCAGUCAUCCUCUGGUUUGUUUAAACUUGUUUAAAGAAAUCGAAGUUCUGCACAUGCGGGUUUUCUACAUCGAGCCAAACGCUAGUGGAUGCGUCACUUGAGAAAGGGACAAAUCUUGUGGCAUUUUCUGCACUAAUGUUCACAAAGGUCCAACUGAGCACGGCAAAGGGAGGAACUCCUCAACAGAGCCUCAUCACAUCACUGAAUGAUCAAGUCGUUCUCAUCAUUGAUCACAGUUUUCCACCAUUGCAAGCGUACAUAGUGCAGACAAAAAAAAAACAGAUGUCAAUGGAAAAAACGUUGCCUGCACACUCACUGAUGCACACGAAUUACGCCAGAAUAAGUGCCUGCUGAUCAUUAAACCUCAAAUGGUCUUCUGUUUUACUGUGAGCCCCAGUUGAAGACUGUGGCAGGGCCAAUCAGUCAGGCCAAUCAAGCCUCCGAGAGGGAUGAAGGUAGACUGCGUACGGUGGUGCGACAGAGAGAGACGGUUUACGGCAACUGACCGACACAGAACUGGAAGAUGUGGUUGUAACCAUUGGUGCUUUGAGAAUCACUUGGAAUGUCCUUUGAACACAGAGGUUUGGAAUUCUUUCUUAAUUCUGAGCUGUCUGAGUGCGCUGAUGCCGAUGGCUGACAGUCAUGCAACGCAGACUCUGCAAGAGAUCCAGAGCGCACUACAUGAUACAGAACAUUUAUUCAGAAGGUCUGAUGCCCACAUGUACACACCAUAUAAUGAAAAUAUGACUGGGUGCACAAAUAAGUUUAUUGACUGUUAUCUGUUGGAGAUGAAUGUUCUCCUGCAUGAAGAAAACUUUACCGAUCAAAGCCUGAUAAGGAUAAAGCGUUAUAAAACCAAAUAUAUGGAAUAUAAAUGCUUUGAAAAAUAUCCAUGUGAAUUACAAGAACUCACCAAUUCCACAGUUUUCUAUCAAAGGAUGAAGGCAUUUCUCCAAAAACUGACUGCAGAAUGCGUAAAAAACUCGUAUGUACCUACAUGUGAUUAGAACAAGAUGUCAAAUAAGCUCAUUUGUAUCUACUAUCAUGUUCAAUUGUGCCAGUGUCUAUUAUUAUUUGUAUCAAUAUUUAUAUGUAGCAUUAUCCAAAUAUAUCUCAUGCUGUUUUCCAAUGAUUGCCUUGUUGUGAAUGUCUUCUAAAUGUACAGAGUUUUAAGUAAAUAUAUAAAUAGGUUAUGCAAAUAAAUUGCUAUAUAAAUAUUGUUUAAUGUUUUGAUGCAAGGAUAGGAUUUUAUAUCUCUAUAUUCUGCCAUUUUAUAUUCAAUAUCUUGUUACAUUAAAGCACUUUUUAUUAAAAGAAUGGAUUCAAAAGUUGAAAUGCUCAAUUGGAUCAUAUGUACGCUCACCAUUAGUGGUGGAUGAUCGAAUCUUAUAUCAUGCUAUUAUACAUUUUAUAUCACAUUUUUAGAGGAAUAAAUAUGCAUGUCAUUGAACUGUUCCCUUUUCCAAAGCUUCUUACCUGUUGCGUUGGUGCUGCGGGAUGCCUAAUCCAUAGUCAUGUUUAGCCAGUUUUUUGGAAUAUGGACAAAGUCUGGUUCAGUUUGCAGUUUUGGCCAAGAACCCGCCGACUUGGAUAGAAAGAGCAACCAGUCACGGCUCGUUCAUUUCCUUUGCUCUAAAAAUAAUCAUUGGCAUCUGCUUCUGUUGAAGCUGUUAGUCAGCGUUAUUUCAGUUUCAUUAAAAACAAAUCAUGUUUUUCCUCCUGAGACCUUUUAAUUUGCAACUAGUAGCAGCCCCUCAUAAACAAGUAAAAAAUAAUCUUAAUAACAUUUUGCCUAAAAAUGUAUGUCCACAUCUGUGGUCAGAGGGACUCAUUUUUGAAAUUGUCAAUAAUACCAAGUUAUAGAAAGUCCAUUUUUUUUUAACAAAUUGUUCAUUGUGUUUCCAGGAGUGCUGGUUAUUCAUGUUUUUUGAUGUUACAUCAGAAAUGAUCAUAAUUAAUUCUGAUUUAAGAAAUGUCCAGCAUCAUCCAAUCACUGCCAACCAUGUUCAAAUAAAAU
This is a messenger RNA of Xyrauchen texanus (razorback sucker), 2328 nucleotides long. RefSeq names its product interleukin 15 (gene il15). Gene Ontology annotation, cellular component: extracellular region. The coding region runs from base 761 to 1318 and encodes 185 amino acids. Gene Ontology annotation, biological process: neutrophil activation; positive regulation of tyrosine phosphorylation of STAT protein; immune response. Gene Ontology annotation, molecular function: cytokine activity; cytokine receptor binding. The transcript is spliced from 9 exons. The record is from RefSeq and is a predicted model, not a curated record. NCBI's taxonomy places the organism in Eukaryota, Metazoa, Chordata, Actinopteri, Cypriniformes, Catostomidae.